Messenger RNA from Aphanomyces astaci, 1609 nucleotides. RefSeq lists its product as hypothetical. The record is from RefSeq and is a predicted model, not a curated record. The transcript is spliced from 4 exons. NCBI's taxonomy places the organism in Eukaryota, Oomycota, Saprolegniomycetes, Saprolegniales, Verrucalvaceae. Bases 57 to 1391 code for a protein of 444 amino acids.
AAAAGAAUUGCCUUUUCAAGCACAUCAAUAAUACACAUUGGCCUCGAACCAUCAUCAUGCUUGGGCUCCAAGGAUAUGAGCUCGGACUAGGGGACUGUAUGGCCAUCAAGGCAUCCAUGGGUCUUGUCGUGAAGGAUUUCCUUGCGCGGAGCACUGUCGCAACGCGGGACGUCGAUGCCCUCCACGACGGGUACAAGCUCGUGACCAGCAAACCAAAUUCUCGCGUGUACUCUCGCCGUGCGGCACAUCCGUCCUUAAAAGAGUGCUUGACCAUCGGGCGCACAACUGACCUGUCGCUGGAGGACUUGAGCUACCUGGUGUACUCGGACACGACCGAACAGUUCAAAUCCGACCAGGCCAUCUACUACGAGCACAACUUCCACGACGCGGCGGUGUUGUCCAACGUGCACAAGAAAACGGCCGACGAUCCGUUCCUUUACUUUGGUGUCAAGUACAAGCGGUUGUCUAUUCCUAGCAGCGGUCUGGCCGAAGUGCGCGACACCGUUUUCUUUGAGUACUCUGGCACGGCCCACGACGCCGCUGGCAACCGAGUUUUUUUCAUCGUCCGGGACUCCGAGUUCCUUCAAAACGUGCCGCCAACUCCAAACGUCGUGCGCCUUCAGUUCCGCGCGCUGUUUCUGUUCACAGAGCUCGACGAUGGGUCCGUGGAAUGCGUGAGCCGCAACUUCAUGAACCCCAACGGCAUCAUUCCUGCCUGGAUGUGCAAUCGUCAACUCGUCCGGUAUGCCGCCCUCAUUGAGACCCUUCCCACGGCGCUACAGUACAAGCGAUUUCUCGACAAGGUCAAGCUCAACCCUGCGAGGAGGCCGCGUAAAUUCAGCGCGAAAACAUGCAUUGCGUGCAAUUCGAAAAUGAGUGCGUUUACGUUCAAGGCGCUGUACAAUUGCGCGUAUUGCGGCGAGGUCAUGUGUGCAAAGUGUGUCGUGCCGGUACCCCGUGCCAUCAAGACCAACUCCCCCCCCGCUUGCGCCAAGGACGACUUUUGCAAGCGAUGCUUUGUGGAAGCCCAGACCGGCCGCGUGCCGUCGGCGGCGACAGGCUCGCGCAGCAGUAGUGGUGACUUCUCAACCAAGGGCAACAACGUCGACGUGGAAGGCAGCAACCUCACGAGUACGACCACCCAAGAUGAGCUGUUCGAAACGUAUGUGAGCACGUGCAAUGCCAUUGUCAAGCCUGGCAUGUUCGCCAAGGAAGGAGGAGCGUCGUCGACGUCGUCGUCCGCUGCCACGAGCCUCAACUCGGUCUCGACCCCGCUGUCGUCGCGCGAUCCGUCGGCAGCGUUCACACAGCUGCAAGUGUCGAUCGAACAGCAAAAGGCGCUCGUGUCUCAAAUGCAACAGCGCCUCGAGUCGCGGUCGCAGGUUGGGUAGGGUCGAUAUUUGGUCGUAUUAGUUACUAUUUUUUGUCCAAAGCUGAUUCGAAACAGACGUGUACAUUCACGAAAAUCGACGACUCACUUGAUACAGACUUGACGACGUUACCUCAUGACAGGGUCCAUUGAUUGGUGGCGUGUAGAAGUCCAGAUCGAACGCACAUCCCUUUGGUCAGUGCUAGUAACAGAAUAAUCAUAGCGACUAAUAUUCCCCCA